Parastagonospora nodorum SN15 is the source of this 1149-nucleotide messenger RNA. RefSeq lists its product as hypothetical. Gene Ontology annotation, biological process: vesicle-mediated transport; mitotic spindle elongation. Lineage: Eukaryota; Fungi; Ascomycota; Dothideomycetes; Pleosporales; Phaeosphaeriaceae. The transcript has 2 exons. The coding region runs from base 1 to 1149 and encodes 382 amino acids. Gene Ontology annotation, cellular component: Golgi membrane. The record is from RefSeq and is a predicted model, not a curated record.
AUGCCAGCCGACGACUACGACGUCCGCGCGUUAGCCCUGCCCCUCGAAGACGAAGAAACAGGCGAAACACCAGUAUGGAGUCGCCGCUCGACAUCCUCCUUCCGCCGGACGCCAUCGCAUCACGGCCAGCAGUCGAUGCGCCAGAGGAUCAUGACGAGCUACGACAAGGCAUCGCGGCGCGUAAUGGAGCAAUACAACAAGCUCACGGUCCUGCAGAAGGUGCUGCUUCUCCUGGCGACUAUCUUACUGGUAGUGUUUGGAAUACUGUUUUUGAUAUACAAUGAGCGCAUAUUCGGAAAGUUGGUCCCUGUCGCGAAGAAAUGGCGAGACAUACGAGCUGGCUGGCUGAUCCUCUGGGCCUUGAUCUUCGCCGUGUCUUUCCCGCCAUUAGUCGGGCACGGCACGCUCAUGACCAUUGCAGGCUUCGUCUACGGCUUUCCAAACGGCUGGUACAUUGCCGCCUCCGCCACCAUCCUCGGCUCAACCGCCUCCUUCAUCGCCUCGCGCUCGCUGCUCAAAUCCUUCGUCGACCGCCUAAUCAAAGGCGACAAGCGCUUCGCCGCCCUGGCCCUCACCCUCAAACACGACGGGCUCAAACUCCUCGUCAUGAUCCGCCUCUGCCCCCUCCCCUACUCCCUCUCCAACGGCGCAAUCGCCACCUUCCCCACCGUCCACUGGGCCAGCUACGGCCUGGCGACCGCCAUUAUUUCCCCCAAGCUCAUGCUGCACAUCUUCAUCGGCAGCCAGCUCGAGAAAAUCGCAGAGUCCGGCGGCAAAAUGGACCCAAAGACAAAGGCCAUAUCUUACCUCUCAAUCGGCAUCGGCGCGAUCGCAGGUAUCGUCACCGGCUGGUUCAUGUACAAGAAAACCCGUGAGCGCGCCGCGCAACUCGAGGCCGAAGAGCGUGCGGGUAUUCGCCGCGCGAGUAUCGAGGAUUUGGAGCGCGAGUACUCGGAUGACCCAGAAGCGUUGGGGGCCGCGGAGACGUUGAGGGAGGAGGAGGAUGAUAUUAGCUUGAAUACCACGUGGGAUGACGAGUAUCAUGACGAGCCGGUAGUCACAGAGGACGAUGCGAUUGAGAUUGGGGAUGAUCCGUUCAAGGAUGGGGAUGGGGAUGCGAGUGAAGAUGAGGAGAGGGGGAAGAAGUAG